UAAAACAGGCCAAGGAAAGUCGGAUAUGUCGACAAGUGGCAACAGAACCUCCGGAGAAAUAAAAGGUCUCGAGGAAGAUGCAAGGUUAGAAAUGGGUGAAAUGAAUGCUAGGAAUUUACUGACAAAUACCCCUGAGGAGAACAAAGAAAAAAAAUCUCCGUCGAGAUUCAACUGGCUUAGAAAACGAUCUCCAAAUUCAACGGCCGACGAAAAUUCAAAACCGACCAAGAAUGCCUGCGAGCCCUCAGUAUCAACAUCAAGUGAGUCGCCGAAUAAGACGCAAACAGAGGAGGUGUUUACAGAUGUAUUUGAGAACAUUCAACUACAAUUAGAAGUUAUUAAGGGUGUAAAGGAAAAGCCAUGGACUAUGGACAGGAAAUUACAAAUUAUCAGAAACGCCAAAAACUACGUCGAACAGCAUUCAGGUGAUCUGAACAGACUGCAGCAUUUAAAGGAGUCUCGGAUAAGGCUUUUUCGACAAAUUAAAAGACAGUUCCAAAACUUCAUCGUGUUCUUCAUUCCUUGGGAAAAGAGGAUUAAAAAUAUUCAAGGACAUUUUGGAGCUGGCAUCGGUUCUUUUUUUCUUUUUUUACGUUCUUUGGCGUGGAUCAACUUCAUUUUGUUAACCUUUAUAACGAUCUUCGUUAUAGUUCCACAGCUCAUGAGUCCUUCGACAGCUCUGAGUAUUCCUGAGAGUGAGAGACACACAGCACAGCGUCUUACAGCAGUUCUUGAUGCCAAGGGAUAUCUGGAAUAUUCCUUUUUGUUUUACGGCUAUUAUGGAAAUGAGAACAUCCAGGUGGGCGUGGUCGAGUAUCCCUUGCCGGUGGCCUACUUCGCGGUUUUCAUGGUCAUUUAUCUCUUCAGUAUCAUUACUGUGCUCCGAGCUAUCACUCACGAACAGAGUCUAGUGAAGUCUUCAGGUCAAAAUGAUCAAUAUCCAUUCGGCUGGCGUGUGUUUUCAGCUUGGGAUUUUCUUAUCACAGAGCGAGAGACUGCGGAGAAUAAAUUAGCCUCCCUUACUACUGCUAUUAAAGAGCAAAUGGUUGAGGCAGUGGAAAAAGGGAAAACGAUAAAUAAGAAAACCCUCAUCGCCCUCCGUGUAUGUGCAAAUGUGCUGGUUCUGGGCGUUUUAAGCGCAAGCGCGUACUUGAUAUACUUGGUGGUUAAGCGUUCAGAUGAAAGAGACAAGGAAGGAAGACCACCCACUGUGUUAGAGCAGUAUGAGAUCUCUCUCGCAAUUACCGGCAUGAAUGCUGUGUGUCCAGUAUUCUUCAAAUUGAUUUCCAUGAUGGAGCAGUAUCAUCCAAGAGUCGCUCUCUACUGGGAGCUAACAAGAAUAAUGUUCAUGUAUCUUGGAAAUAUGUACGUACUGGUCAUAUCACUCCUUAACAAAAUAAAUCAGUCAAAAGUAACUGCCUUGGACGUCUCAUCAACAAGUGAUGUGAUAAACUCGACUGUUAUUCCUGUUACCACAGUCACAAAAAACACCACUGAUGGCUCACUGUGUUGGGAAACCACAGUUGGUCAGGAGCUGUUUAAAUUAACAAUUAUUGACCUAGUAGCCCUGGUGUUUAGUGUGUUGACCGGUGACUUGUGCGUAUCCCUCACCGUCAGAUUUCUUAACUGUUUUCAAGGCCGACUCUUGGAUCUUGAAAAAAUCUUAGGUUACCCCGAGUUCAAACUUGCGGAAAAUGUAUUGCAGCUUAUUAACAGCCAGGGACUCAUCUGGAUGGGUCUCGUGUUCUCUCCAGGGCUCAUUAUGCUAAACAUCCUGAAGCUAGUUAUUAUCAUGUACCUUAGGAGCUGGGCAGUGAUGGUCACUAAUGUCCCUCCCAAGAGAAUUUUCAAGGCCUCUCACCGGUUCUACUUGGUCCUCCUUCUAGUUAUGUUGUUUCUGUGUAUGCUGGCUGUAGGAUAUGCUGCUGUGGAGAUAGAACCUUCAAAAUGGUGCGGCCCUUUCAGGGGCAAACCCAACAUGUACCGGGUACUUACAGAAUCCAUCGACAAUGGCCCCGCUCUGCUAGACACUAUAGUUGACUAUCUGAGUGGCCCGAGUGUCGUUAUCCCAGUGUUCAUAUUGAUGUCGUAA
Messenger RNA from Pocillopora verrucosa, 2092 nucleotides. NCBI's taxonomy places the organism in Eukaryota, Metazoa, Cnidaria, Anthozoa, Scleractinia, Pocilloporidae. The record is from RefSeq and is a predicted model, not a curated record.